CUCCCGACCCUCGCCUCCCCCCGCGCACCCGCCGCUGUCCGCCAUGCAGACGCGCACCAUCCUCUCCCUCACCGGCGCCACGGCGCUCGCCGCCCUCGUCGGCUAUGCGCUCUACUUCGACCACCGCCGCCAGACGGACGCCUCCUUCCGCAAGGCGCUCAAGCGCGAGCGCCGCCGCGCCGCGCGCCAGAACGACGCCGCCGCCGGCGCGCGCGAAAAGGACACGGCGCGCGCCGUCGAGCAGGCCGUGCGCGACGUGCUGGCGCCCGGCGCACUGCCGGCGGGCACCGAGGCACGCGAGGCCUUCUUCAUGCAGUGCGUCAGCGAAGGCGAGACGCUCUUCGCGCAGGGUCCCGAGCACACGUUUGCCGCGGCGGUGGCCUUCUUCAAGGCCCUCAAGGUGUACCCGGCGCCCAUGGAGCUCGUCAUGAUCUACCAGAAGGCCGUGCCGCCGCACGUCUUUGCCCUCAUCAUGGAGAUGAUCGGCGCAGAGGCCAAGAUCGGCGGCGCCAACUCCUCGGACCCGCUGGCUGCGCUCGCUCGCGCCGCGGCUGGUGCACCGACGGCAGGUAGUGCGCAGUCCAACAUCGACGAGAUCGACGACGAUGACGCCACACCGGCGCCUCUUGCGAGCGGCGCGACCGCUGCGGCGUCGCCUGUCUCAGCUCCGACGUCCUCGUCUGCCUCCGGCAACGGCUCCAGCGCCGCCGAUGCCGACGGCUACGCGUACGCCUCGUCGCAGGAGGACGGCCACGGCAGUGCGACGGGCAGCGGCAACGGCAUUGCGUCGGGCUACAGCUCGCAGCCCGAGGGCGGCGCGGCGGGCACCGGCAGCGCCAGCGCCUACUCAAGCCAGGAGUGGGAGAAGGUGUCGACGACGUCGGCUGCCGGCGCCGUUCCCGCGCCUUCUGCCGCGGAGCAGGCGCAGGCGCAGGCUGAGCUCAGCGCCGCAGAGUCCGUGGCCGCCUUCGUCUCGGGAGAGGAGCAGACACCUGGCAGCCCGCUUGCCAGCGACGUCACUGCCACGCCCGCCGCGUCGGCUGCCGCGCCGCCGGCCGACAUCGCCGCCGUGCCGAGUGCGCAGGAGCAGAGCGCCGCGGCCGCCGAGGCGGCGCUGGCCGAGGCCGUGGCGGAGCAGGCAUCGCACUCCGCCUGAGCACUCCUUCAGUCUCUUCACGCUCGAUAGCCUCCUCCGACUUGGGCCUGCGCAGACCUCUGCUUGGCUCGUCGCGCCGCGGGCCCUGCCUCACCCUAGACGUCUCGCCAUCUCUGUUGCAUGUACAGCACCCUCAUCUCGACUCGCUCGGGCCGUGCUCACCCAGCCGCGCCGUGGGCAUGACACAAAACACACACACACACCGCGCCGUGCGCGCAUGACCAAUGCAUCCUUGUCCCACGCCACACACCA
Tilletiopsis washingtonensis is the source of this 1408-nucleotide messenger RNA. Its product is annotated as MAS20-domain-containing protein. Gene Ontology annotation, molecular function: transmembrane protein transporter activity. The transcript is spliced from 4 exons. Bases 44 to 1156 code for a protein of 370 amino acids. Gene Ontology annotation, cellular component: mitochondrial outer membrane; mitochondrial outer membrane translocase complex. NCBI's taxonomy places the organism in Eukaryota, Fungi, Basidiomycota, Exobasidiomycetes, Entylomatales. The record is from RefSeq and is a predicted model, not a curated record. Gene Ontology annotation, biological process: protein import into mitochondrial matrix; protein targeting; tRNA import into mitochondrion.